This is a messenger RNA of Echinops telfairi (small Madagascar hedgehog), 7694 nucleotides long. It is a transcript of the gene MYO18A, whose product is annotated as myosin XVIIIA. Gene Ontology annotation, biological process: DNA metabolic process. The transcript has 44 exons. Lineage: Eukaryota; Metazoa; Chordata; Mammalia; Afrosoricida; Tenrecidae. The coding region runs from base 85 to 6387 and encodes 2100 amino acids. Gene Ontology annotation, molecular function: ATP-dependent activity, acting on DNA; DNA binding; ATP binding. The record is from RefSeq and is a predicted model, not a curated record. Gene Ontology annotation, cellular component: myosin complex.
CAGCAAGGUGGGGUACCAAGGCCCUGCGUCAAUCACCUAGAAUCCUCUAGGGGGUGCCUACCCCCUCAAAGCAGCACCCCCGCCAUGUUCAACUUAAUGAAGAAAGACAAGGACAAAGAUGGGGGGCGGAAGGAGAAGAAGGAGAAGAAGGAGAAGAAGGAGCGGAUGUCGGCCGCCGAGCUGCGCAGCCUGGAGGAGAUGAGCUUGCGCCGGGGCUUCUUCAACCUGAACCGCUCCUCGAAGCGCGAGUCCAAGACCCGCCUGGAAAUCUCCAACCCCAUCCCCAUCAAGGUGGCCAGCGGCUCCGACCUGCACCUGACCGACAUCGACUCGGACAGCAACCGCGGCAGCGUCAUCCUGGACUCGGGCCACCUGAGCACGGCCAGCUCCAGCGACGACCUCAAGGGCGAGGAAGGCAGCUUCCGCGGCUCCGUGCUGCAGCGGGCCGCCAAGUUCGGCUCCCUGGCCAAGCAGAACUCGCAGAUGAUUGUCAAGCGCUUCUCCUUCUCCCAGCGGAGCCGGGACGGGAGCGCCUCGGAAACGUCCACCCCCUCCGAGCACUCGGCUGCCCCAUCCCCGCAGGUGGAGGUGAGGACGCUGGAGGGUCAGCUGAUGCCCCCACCGGGCCCGGGCUUCCCCCGGCCAGGGCACCGGGCCCGAGCCCCCGAGCUGGUGACCAAACGGUUCCAGGCGGACCUGCGCCUGCCCCCCGUGGUCCCCCCGCCGCCCCCUGCCCCCCGGGAGCUGGAGCUCCAGCGCCGGCCCACCGGAGACUUUGGCUUCUCCCUGAGGCGGACAACCACGCUGGACCGGGCCGCCGAGGGCCAGGCCUACCGCCGGGUGGUGCACUUCGCCGAGCCCGGGGCUGGCACCAAGGACCUGGCCCUGGGGCUGGUGCCGGGCGACCGGCUGGUGGAGAUUAACGGGCACAACGUGGAGAGCAAGUCCAGGGAUGAGAUCGUGGAGAUGAUCCGGCAGUCCGGGGACAGCGUCCGGCUCAAGGUGCAGCCCAUCCCGGAGCUCAGCGAGCUGAGCCGGAGCUGGCUGCGGAGCAGCGGCGAGGGAGCACGCAGGGAGCCAGCCGAUGCAGGAGCUGCCCCCAAGGCCCAGCUGACCCCAGCAGAGGAGGCCCACCAGCGGCUAGAGAGGAUCUUCACCGCUUCUCUGGACCCUGAGGCCGCCUCUCCUGCCCAUGGCCAGGCGAAGACCGAGGAGCAGAUCGCAGCCGAGCAGGCCUGGUACGAGACGGAGAAGGUGUGGCUGGUCCACCAGGAUGGCUUCUCCCUGGCCAGUCAGCUCAAAUCCGACGAGCUCAGCCCGCCGGAGGGGAAGGUGCGGCUGAAGCUGGACCAUGACGGAGCCGUCCUGGAUGUGGACGAAGACGACGUGGAGAAGGCUAAUGCCCCGUCCUGCGACCGGCUGGAAGACCUGGCCUCCCUGGUGUACCUCAACGAAUCUAGUGCCCUGCACACGCUACGCCAGCGCUACGGGGCGAGCCUGCUGCACACGUAUGCUGGCCCCAGCCUGCUUGUCCUCAGCCCCCGUGGAGCCCCUGCUGUGUACUCGGAAAAGGUGAUGCACAUGUUCAAGGGGUGCCGGCGGGAGGACAUGGCGCCCCACAUCUAUGCCGUGGCCCAGACGGCGUACCGGGCCAUGCUGAUGAGCCGGCAGGAUCAGUCCAUCAUCCUCCUGGGCAGCAGUGGCAGCGGCAAGACCACGAGUUGCCAGCACCUGGUGCAGUACCUCGCCACCAUCGCAGGCUCCAGUGGGAACAAGGUGUUUUCUGUGGAGAAGUGGCAGGCCUUGUACACCCUCCUGGAAGCCUUUGGGAACAGCCCCACCAUCAUGAAUGGCAAUGCCACCCGCUUCUCCCAGAUUCUCUCGCUGGAUUUUGACCAGGCGGGCCAGGUGGCCUCGGCCUCCAUUCAGACGAUGCUCUUAGAGAAGCUGCGUGUGGCUCGGCGCCCCACCACCGAGGCCACGUUCAACAUCUUCUACUACCUGCUGGCCUGUGGGGAUGGCACCCUCAGGACAGAGCUCCACUUGAACCACUUGGCAGAGAAUAAUGUGUUUGGGAUUGUGCCACUGGCCAAGCCAGAAGAGAAGCAGAAGGCAGCUCAGCAGUUCAGUAAGCUGCAGACGGCCAUGAAGGUGCUGGGCAUCUCCCCCGACGAACAGAAGACCUGCUGGCUCAUCCUGGCUGCCAUCUACCACCUGGGGGCUGCAGGCGCCACCAAAGAAGCACCCGAGGAGCAAACGGAAUCUGCGGAAGCUGGGCGCAGGCAGUUUGCCCGACACGAGUGGGCCCAGAAGGCUGCGUACCUGCUGGGCUGUAGCCUGGAGGAGCUCUCCUCGUCCAUCUUCAAGCACCAGCACAAGGGGGGCACCCUGCAGCGCUCCACCUCCUUCCGCCAGGGCCCCGAGGAGAGUGGUCUGCCAGAUGGCUCAGGCCCCAAACUGAGUGCCCUGGAGUGCUUAGAGGGGAUGGCUUCUGGCCUCUACAGCGAACUCUUCACACUCCUCAUCUCCCUGGUGAACAGGGCGCUCAAGUCCAGCCAGCACUCGCUCUGCUCCAUGAUGAUCGUGGACACUCCGGGCUUCCAGAACCCCGAGCAGGGCGGCUCGGCCCGAGGCGCCUCCUUCGAGGAGCUGUGUCACAACUACGCCCAGGACCGGCUGCAGAGGCUUUUCCAUGAGCGCACUUUUGUGCAGGAGUUGGAGAGAUACAAGGAGGAGAACAUCGAAGUGGCCUUUGACGACUUGGAGUCCGCCACUGAUGACUCUGUGGCCGUUGUGGACCAAGCCUCCCAUCAGUCCCUGGUCCGCUCGCUGGCCCGCACGGAGGAGGCCAGGGGCCUGCUGUGGCUGCUGGAGGAGGAGGCGCUGGUGCCAGGGGCCACAGAGAGCACCCUCCUAGAGCGCCUUUUCUCCUAUUACGGCCCCCAGGAAGGUGACAAAAAAGGCCACAGCCCGCUCCUGCGCAGCAGCAAGCCACACCACUUUCUCCUGGGCCACGGUCACAGCACCAACUGGGUAGAGUACAAUGUAGCCGGCUGGCUCAGCUACACCAAGCAGAACCCAGCCGUCCAGAGUGCCUCCCGCCUCCUGCAGGACUCCCAGAAAAAGAUCAUCAGCAACCUGUUUCUGGGCCGGGCGGGCAGUGCCACGGUACUGUCGGGCUCCAUCGCUGGCCUGGAAGGCGGCUCGCAGCUGGCCUUGCGCCGGGCCACCAGCAUGCGGAAGACCUUUACCACGGGCAUGGCGGCUGUCAAGAAGAAGUCCCUGUGCAUCCAGGUUAAGCUGCAGGUGGAUGCCCUCAUUGACACCAUCAGGAAGGCCAAGCUGCAUUUCGUCCACUGCUUCUUGCCUGUGGCAGAAGGCUGGGCCGGGGAGCCCCGGUCCGCCUCCUCACGCCGGGUCAGCAGCAGCAGCGAGCUGGACCUGCCCCCCGGGGACCACUGUGAGGCUGGGCCCCUGCAGCUUGACGUGCCCCUACUCCGGGCACAGCUCCGAGGCUCCCGCGUGCUCGAUGCUGUGCGCAUGUACCGCCAAGGGUAUCCGGACCACAUGGUGUUCUCCGAGUUCCGCCGCCGCUUCGAUGUCCUGGCCCCACACCUGACCAAGAAACAUGGGCGCAACUACAUUGUGGUGGACGAGAGGCGGGCUGUGGAGGAACUGCUAGAGUCCUUGGACCUGGAGAAGAGCAGCUACUGCAUGGGCCUCAGCCGGGUGUUCUUCCGGGCGGGCACGUUGGCGAGGCUAGAAGAACAACGGGAUGAGCAAACCAGCAGGAACCUGACCCUGUUCCAGGCAGCUUGCAGGGGUUUCCUGGCCCGCCAGCACUUCAAGAAGAGAAAGAUCCAGGACCUGGCCAUUCGCUGUGUGCAGAAGAACAUCAAGAAGAACCAAGGGGUGAAGGACUGGCCCUGGUGGCGGCUCUUCACCACCGUCAGGCCCCUCAUCGAAGUGCAGCUGUCCGAGGAGCAGAUCCGGAGCAGAGACGAGGAGAUCCAGCAGCUGCGGAGCAAGCUCGAGAAGGUGGAGAAGGAGCGGAACGAGCUACGGCUCAGUAGCGACCGCUUAGAGACCCGGAUCUCGGAGCUGACAUCGGAGCUGACAGAUGAACGUAACACGGGGGAGUCCGCCACCCAGCUGCUAGAUGCUGAGACGGCGGAGAGACUCCGGGCGGAGAAGGAGAUGAAGGAGCUGCAGAGCCAGUAUGAUGCCCUGAAGAAGCAGAUGGAGGUGAUGGAGUUGGAGGUGAUGGAGGCCCGGCUCAUCCGGGCAGCUGAGAUCAACGGGGAAGUGGAUGAUGAGGACGCAGGUGGCGAGUGGCGCCUGAAGUACGAGCGGGCUGUGCGGGAGGUGGACUUCACCAAGAAGCGGCUCCAACAGGAGUUGGAGGACAAGCUGGAGGUGGAGCAGCAGCACAAGAGGCAGCUGGAGAGGCGGCUCGGGGACCUGCAGGCCGACGGUGACGAGAGCCAGCGGGCUCUGCAGCAGCUCAAGAAGAAGUGCCAACGGCUGACUUCGGAGCUGCAGGACACCAAGCUGCACCUGGAGGGCCAGCAGGUCCGAAACCAUGAGCUGGAGAAGAAGCAGCGGAGGUUUGACAGUGAGCUAGCACAGGCUCACGAGGAGGCCCAGCGGGAGAAGCUGCAGCGGGAGAAGCUGCAGCGGGAGAAGGACGUGCUGCUGGCUGAGGCGUUCAGCCUGAAGCAACAGCUGGAGGAAAAAGACGUGGACAUUUCGGGACUCACCCAGAAGGUUGUCUCACUGGAGGCUGAACUCCAGGACAUUUCCUCUCAAGAGUCCAAGGAUGAAGCCUCUCUGGCCAAGGUCAAGAAACAGCUCCGGGAUCUGGAGGCCAAGGCCAAGGAUCAAGAAGAAGAGCUGGACGAGCAGGCGGGGACCAUCCAGAUGCUGGAGCAGGCCAAGCUCCGUCUAGAGAUGGAGAUGGAACGGAUGCGGCAGACCCACUGCAAGGAGAUGGAGAGCCGGGAUGAGGAGGUGGAGGAAGCCCGGCAGUCCUGUCAGAAGAAGUUAAAGCAGAUGGAAGUACAGAUGGAGGAGGAGUACGAGGACAAGCAGAAGGUACUUCGAGAGAAGCGGGAGCUGGAGAGCAAGCUCACGGCCCUCAGCGACCAGGUUAGCCAGCGGGACUUCGAGUCCGAGAAGCGGCUGCGGAAAGACCUGAAACGCAGCAAGGCCCUUUUGGCAGACGCCCAGAUCAUGCUGGACCACCUGAAGAACAAUGCCCCCAGCAAGCGGGAACUUGCCCAGCUGAAGAACCAGCUGGAGGAGUCGGAGUUCACCUGCACCACGGCCGUGAAAGCACGGAAAGCCAUGGAGGUGGAGAUCGAAGACCUGCACCUGCAGAUUGAUGACAUCGCCAAAGCCAAGACCGGGCUGGAGGAGCAGCUGAGCCGCCUGCAGCGGGAGAAGAACGAGAUCCAGAACCGCUUGGAAGAGGACCAGGAAGACAUGAACGAGCUCAUGAAGAAGCACAAGGCUGCCGUGGCUCAGGCCUCUCGGGAUCUGGCUCAGAUGAAUGAUUUCCAAGCUCAGCUGGAAGAGGCCAACAAGGAGAAGCAAGAGCUGCAGGAGAAGCUGCAAGCCCUCCAGAGCCAGGUGGAGUUCCUGGAGCAGUCCAUGGUGGACAAGUCCCUGGUGAGCCGGCAGGAAGCUAAGAUCCGGGAGCUGGAAACACGCCUGGAGUUUGAAAGGACCCAGGUCAAGCGGCUGGAGAGCUUGGUGAGCCGGAUCAAGGAAAACAUGGAGAAGGUGACUGAGGAGCGAGACCAGCGCAGUGCAGCCGAGAACCGGGAGAAGGAGCAGAACAAGCGGCUGCAGCGGCAGCUCCGGGACACCAAGGAAGAGAUGGGCGAGCUGGCCAGGAAGGAGGCGGAGGCUAGCCGCAAGAAGCACGAGCUGGAGAUGGAUCUGGAAAGUCUGGAGGCUGCGAACCAGAGCCUGCAGGCCGACCUCAAGCUGGCCUUCAAGCGUAUCGGGGACCUGCAGGCAGCCAUCGAGGAUGAGAUGGAGAGUGAGGAGGAUGAGCAGCUCAUCAACAGUUUGCAGGACAUGGUGACAAAGUAUCAGAAAAGAAAGAAUAAACUUGAAGGGGACUCGGAUGUGGACUCGGAGCUGGAGGACAGGGUCGAUGGGGUCAAGUCAUGGUUGUCCAAAAACAAGGGACCUUCCAAGGCAGCUUCCGAUGAUGGCAGCUUGAAGAGUUCCAGCCCCACCAGCUACUGGAAGCCCCUUGCCCCUGACCGGUCAGACGAUGAGCAUGACCCUCUCAACAGCACCUCCAGACCCCGAGACUCCCACAACUAUCUGAGCGACAGUGACACAGAGGCCAGGCCGAUGGAGAGCAACGCAUAGUCCAGGGGAGUGGCCCCCAGCCCCUCCUGCCCAGGCCUGCUGCCGCCAGGGCACCUCUCCCAGGAAAUGGAAGGCAACAGGUCUCCCCCACCGGACUGCGGAUCUGCAUGGGGGACACCCAGCCCUCUUCUGUCAGGGGAACUUUCCAGGCUCUGCGUGUCUGGCAUCUCCACGUGGAUGAGGUGGGGGAGAGAGGAGUUUCUGAAAGGAGAACAUUCCGUUCCACCCUGCCCCCCAAAUGCCUCACUCUCGGCUGCCACCCCGGGCCACCUUGGGCAAUGGCAGGUGGCUUGGCAUUGCAUGGAGCCAGCAAGUUGACCCCCAUCUCAGCUCCCUACUCAGGGACAGGUGCACAGAUUGCCUCCUGGGACAUUCUGGGUUGCUGGGUGUAUGCGGAGGAGCUGGAGAGGGCACGGCAAUCCGUUCCCAGGUUUGGGCUGAGGGCUUUCUCUUCUCAGUGCCUGCUGUCUUUUUACUGUUUAAAUUCCCAACCUCUUCAUCACAACUGCGUUGAGAGUGGGAGGGGGCUGGGGGGCAGUGGGGCCCCGGGAAUGACUGGGGGAUCACGUCUGUCCCGACUCUCCGGAAAGUUUACCGUUCUCUGUAGAGCUGAGGAUGUUGGUGAGCAGAGCCGGGCCCAGAUUCUUAAGCGUCAGCAUGGGGAGGGGAUCUCAGGUGCUUCUGGGUUUGGGAUGGAUGAGCCUACACAGACUGGGGGGCAUGUGUACCAUCUGGAACUCCCAGGCCCUCCCCACCCCUCUGUGUCUCCUGUUGUAUUAAGUGCAAUGACCUAUUUAAGAUAAAUUCCACUAACGCCAAUUCGAGGCUUAUCCACUCCCCCCCUCCCUCCACCUCUGUCCAAGCUGCCUGGACCAUUAAACCUGAGAUCAGGGAAGGCUUUGGACUGAGGGCUUGUGAUCAGAAGAGAGAAAAGUGAAGACAGAAGGUUUGGUCAGUUCUGAUGUGUAUUAGACAGCAAGUCCUCAAUCUGUGUCCCGAACCUGUCAUUUGUCAUCUUCCAGUCCUCUAGCCCACCCAUACACACACACACACACACACACACACACACACACACACACACACACGCACGCACUCACCCCAGAUGUGACAACAUGCGGUCUGAAGGUCCCAGCUCCCACCCCAAAAGGUUAUCCCACCAACACCACCAGGCUUGGGGGCCCCAGGGCAGUGCCUGGUGCUGCGCCCAUCUGCUGUCCCCACCGCCCUCUCUCCUGCAAUUGGUUUGUAUUCAUUGGGCUGUGCUCUCUCUUCCCUGAUGUAUGGAAAUAAAUGUCCUUUUCCUUCUG